Molecule: messenger RNA, 555 nt
Organism: Zeugodacus cucurbitae (melon fly)
Lineage: Eukaryota; Metazoa; Arthropoda; Insecta; Diptera; Tephritidae
Exons: 2
Coding region: 103-516 (137 amino acids)
Source: RefSeq, a predicted model, not a curated record
UGCUACUCUUUAUGCGUUUAUUUGUGAUGUCCAGUGUAUAAAACACGGUAGCAUUGCAUUAGCUCAUCAAUCGCAAUUCAGUAUUCAGCGAGAAUUGUUGCAAUGAAGCUUUUACUCGUUUUCUGUUUGGUGGUCACCAUUAUGGUGGUCCAGAGUUACGCUGGAGAGCCUGAGGGACCGAUUAGGCAGAAGCGUUCAGCCGGCUCACGUAAUAGUGAUGGAGCUCCUGGUGAGCCUGGUAAAAAUGGCGGCGGCGGAGGAGGGGGAGGCGGCGGCGGAGAUAACGGAGGUAAUGGCGGUAAUGGUGGUGGUGGCAAUGGAGGCGGUGGUGGAAAUGGUGGCGGUGGUGGAAAUGGUGGCGGUGGCAAUGGCGGCGGUGGUGGAAAUGGCGGUGGUGGCAAUGGAGGCGGUGGUCAUGGUGGUGACGGUGGUCAUGGAGGCGAUGACAAUGGAGGUGACGGUGGUAAAGGUGGUAACGAUGGUGCUCCCGGUGCUCCUGGUGCUCCAGGUCAUUAAUUCUGUUUGCGAAAAUAAAGAGUUGUUCUGUUUCUAAGA